Messenger RNA from Cotesia glomerata, 1701 nucleotides. RefSeq names its product UBA-like domain-containing protein 2. Gene Ontology annotation, molecular function: protein binding. The transcript is spliced from 4 exons. Bases 803 to 1219 code for a protein of 138 amino acids. Lineage: Eukaryota; Metazoa; Arthropoda; Insecta; Hymenoptera; Braconidae. The record is from RefSeq and is a predicted model, not a curated record.
GUACCCGCCAUGAAUAAAUAUAAACACAAAAAGUAAAUAACACUGAAAGUGAAGGGAGUGAGUCCGUCGGACAGAACUGUUCCAAACACAAGGGAGUGUGCACGUUCCACGCGUGUUCUCAGUAAAGUACACAGAGCAGAGCGGAGUGACGUCAUUGUAAUUUCGUUUAGUUCCCCUCUACAAGUUUAUCCGAGUUUGUCUUCCGAUGAGUUGAGUUUUGAAAACAAGAAUUGACUAGAGUGAGAGUAAGCCUCUAAAAACGAACACUUAAAAUUACCUAAAAUAAUUUCAACACCUUAAUACCAAUAAUUAAAAAAAAAAAUAAUUUUUAAUAUCUCGAGGAACAAGAAGAAGCAGCGGUGGCUCAGAUAAAAACAAAAAUAAAUAAAGGUGGAAUUAAAAGUUUAUAUUGACUCUCUGUCUCUCUCAGAGUCUGGCGGUGUUGGUUGGCAUUACAGUAAACCAAUCACACUUAUAAUACUUACUAGUGCUGGUGCUUGGUGAUACUGUGAGUUCUGUUGUAUGUUGUUGUACCAUCACCCUCGAUCCUCGAUAUAUCCACGAGCGUGAGACGUGAGAUACUCUUUGUGUGUAAGCGUGUAAGUGAACUGUGUCGGUCCUCGUCCAUUGAUGUGUACAUGAUUUCCCGUAGCAGAACCAGUCUGUUGCGGUGUUGUUUUAUUCCGAGUCAAUUCUCCGAAAAAUAAACUAUUUAACUAUACAUAAAUAAUUAUCCGCGGUAUUAUAAUAAUAAUAAUAAUAAUAAUAAUAAUAAUAAUAAUCAUCAACAUCAACAACAACAAUGGAUACCCAUCUAAGGGAGCAAGUUAUGAUAAAUCAAUUUGUCCUGGCCGCUGGAUGUGCCAGAGAACAAGCCAAACAAUUGCUCCAGGCGGCUCAUUGGCAAUUUGAGACUGCGCUUAGUAUAUUCUUCCAAGAAGCGGCAAUACCAUCCUGCCCACAAGGACGUGGAGCGCAUUUAGGUCAGAUAACGCCUUGUAAUACACCUGCAACACCUCCGAAUUUUCCCGACACAUUGUUGGCUUUUCAAAAGAUGUCUGCAGGUGACAAAACGCCCUCAGGAAUGUCUCCAAAGCAAAAUGGACAGCAGCAGACAACGUCUCCAAUGUCUCACCAUGGAAUCCGGUGUAGUGUGUCCGGUACUCAGCAGCAGGCACAAAACCAACAGCAGUUUGGAUUCGGAGAGCCUCAGAGAUAAAACGCUCGAAUAAUUCGUACAAACGAUUCUUGAUUUUCAGUGAGGCUUGCAUCAUAAGUAGCUUACUACUUGCAUAAGCACUAUGACAAGCAAGACAAGUCGAAAAAUACCUCCUGUUCCUCUUGAGGAAAUUUAUCUUAUAUAACUAUAGUAUAAGAUUUAUCAACCGAGUGAGGAAUCUUUUUUAUUAAUUAAGAUUAUUAAUAUUAAUAUUAAUAUUUUUUUUUUAAGUUAUUUUAUUGGGAAAAACUCAAGGCGAGAUUAUAAAAAAUAUCAAUUAAUAAUUAAGAUGAAAUUGAUAUUUUUAAAUAACGUAUCAUCGUCCGUUGCUAAGAAUUUAACGAGUGUCUUUAAUAAAGUACUCUUAUAUAUUUAAAAAAAAAUAUAUAUACAGUAAAUAUUAUUAAGUAGAUGGAGUAAGACUUAUAGCGAUAUCACUAGCUAUUAAAUUAAAGUAAUAAUGAGUCGUGGUGAUUAAAAAA